This is a messenger RNA of Frieseomelitta varia, 2621 nucleotides long. RefSeq names its product fibroblast growth factor receptor substrate 2. The record is from RefSeq and is a predicted model, not a curated record. Gene Ontology annotation, cellular component: cytoplasm. The transcript is spliced from 4 exons. Lineage: Eukaryota; Metazoa; Arthropoda; Insecta; Hymenoptera; Apidae. The coding region runs from base 154 to 1581 and encodes 475 amino acids. Gene Ontology annotation, biological process: cell surface receptor protein tyrosine kinase signaling pathway.
UUUACUCUUUUAUCUGCAGCAACUUCAAGGAAGUACAGAUUACUAUACAACGAUGUUUAUGCGAGAUGUUGUGUAUUGUUUGAACGAGAAUGAAUAAUUCACCUUAAGAAAGGAGCCAAAUGGUUUGGAUAUGUCGCAUUUGAAUAAAAAAGAAUGGGUUGUGUAAAUAGUCGAACAGAUAUUAAUGAUUUACAUCCAAAUGUUUUUCAAGUGAUGAAUGUAGAUGACUUAGGUAAUUUAAUCACACCUGGACGUUUAGAAGUCACAGAAGCUGAUAUAGUACUUCACCAACGUGGUAAACAACCUAUUAAGUGGCCAUUACGAUGUUUAAGGCGAUAUGGCUACGAUGCUGAGAUUUUUAGUUUUGAAUCAGGAAGAAGAUGCUCUACAGGACCAGGCAUUUAUGCUUUUAAAUGUCGUAGAGCUGCACAUUUAUUUAAUCUUGUGCAAACAAAUAUACAGGUUUGUAAUAAUAGCGGAGAUGAUACAAUAUCUAGAGAACUUCCAGUUGCUUCUCAUUCUGGUCCAAUAGUAACAAGAGUGACAAUACCAGUUGAGCCUAAUUAUUUGGAUCCCAUAUUAAAUAGAACUAACAAUCAUGUGGGUCCUAGAUUUGCAUAUAAUCAACAAAAUGGAGUUGGAAGGCUAGAUAGUGUGGGAAGCAGUACCGGUCUCCUACCAUCGCAAGGAAAUACGAGUUCUCCCACAUCACCACCAGUGCUACCACCACCACCACCACCAUUUCCUCAACCACAUCCGUCCUCAGUUUAUAUGAAUGAAGAAGUGUUGUCUUCUCUAUCAUUAGAAAUGGAACAUAAUAACAACAAAAGCCUUAGACGCACAAUACAAAGAUCUUGUACAGUCAGUAAUUCUAUCUCUGAUAAUGGUUCAGCAUCGCUAGAAGUAAUGUCUGUAAACAAAAGUUCAGAAGUCAUUUCUCAAAUUAAAUCACCACUUUCAAUAGCAACUUACAUGAAUGUAGAUAUUAAUACUAAUAUUAAUCCACUUUCUCCAAGUCACAGUGUUUCUGAAACAAUGAAAUUUAAAGAAGACAAAAAUGAAAACAGUGAAUCUGGACAUGCUUACAUAAAUAUAAGUUCCGGUCAAGAAUAUCCAGAAUCUUUCGGUGCUAAAUCACGACCUUCACCAUUGUCAUCUAUUCAUUCUGAUGUAGAAGAAACAACAAGACAUUGUUAUGCUAAUUUAGAGCCAAAUGAAAUUGAAAAUUUAAGAAAAAGAUUUUCUGGAGUAUCUACAGCAGAGAAAUCACCUUUGCCUCCAUCAACACCACCAGGUGGUCCAGUUAGAGAAGUAAAUUAUGCUAUAUUAGAUUUGGAUACAAAAGAUGUACCAAUGAACUCACCAUUAGAUCCUUCAAAUUCUACCGCAUCUCCUCCAGAGUCUCCAAAUAAAAUACAAAAAGGGUAUGCUACAAUAGAUUUUAAUAAAACAGCCGCUCUUUCUCAUUCAGUCAAUCCAAAUCUUGUGAAUGAUAAUGAAGGUUCAAGGAAAACACGUCAUAAUUCCACAAUUAGUGAUUUAGCAGCCUCUGGUAGACGUAGUUCAUCUAUAAGUGAAUAAUCUCUUUUUUUGUUUCCUGACUGUACUUGCAUAAUGAAUAUUCGUAACAUUUUAUAAAAAGCACAAAUACGCUUUUCUUUUUUAUUGAAUUCAAAUAUUGAAUAGUGCAAAACCAAAGAAGAAAUAUUAAAUUAAUUUGUAUACUUUUUGUGUACUUGUUUUAUAUAAUAUUAAACAAAUGAAAUUUUAGUGCGUAAAAAUAUGACAAUUAAGAAAAUCGCAUUUCAUAAUUUGUUUUACAACUUAUUAUUCAUUUGAUAGCAUUUAAUUAUAUACAUUGUGCACAAAGGACAUUACAGUAUUUUUAUGGAGUAAGUCUUUUUUUAAAGUGCUGUUGGUAUAUACAGAGGAAAAAUCUUUUAUAUAAUAUACAAAUAUGUUUAUAAAACAUUGUAUGUAAAAUGAUUUUUUAAAUUGACUAUUGUAGGAAAAUUAGAAGCAAAAAUGCUCUAAUUCUCCUGUAUCAUAGGAAUUGAUGAGGCUCAAAUAGACUAACUGAGAUAAGAGUAUAUGAUAUGAUAAUAUAAAAAGAUAAUGAUAAAAGAAUAUAUUAUUUUAAAUGGCUACUUUUAAAGUAGUCAAUUAAAAUCUAACAAUGGCUAUAAUUUGGAAUGAUUUUGAUAAAUAAUAGUUAUAUACAUAUUGCAUAUGUACGUGUGUGUAAGAUAUGUCACGAAACAGUUUCCAUGAUUUUUGUACCAUUCCGAUAAUCUAAUGAAAAAAAUAUUCAGAACUCAAGUUAGUCAAUAUUUAAUCAGUAAUAAAUUAUACUUUGUAAAUUACGAAAAAUGUUGUUGAAUAAAAGGUGAAGAUUACGUAUAUUUUUUCAAAUAGCACUAUAUUUUUUCGACUUCGUAGCGAUAUUUUAUCGAUAUCGAGACGAAUACAAUCAGCUACUAUUAGGCCUUUAUGAUGACCUCAAAUUGAGAAAUCAUUUUGAAUCGUUUGUCAUGUUAGUUGCAGAACGUAGAAACUAGUUCAAACAUUUGCUUUCAUCACUGGAUACAAGUACAUCCUAAAUAAAAUUUAAUUUCUAGUUA